AUGGUAAAGGAAGAUGUGAGGACGCUUGACGUUGACAGGCAGUUCAGUCGUGACGUAAAGUUCCGGAAUAGCGACGGAUGGAUAGAUUCUAUGCGAGCUGUAGUUGAAGAUCGGAAAGGCUCGGAUACGUUCAAGGACGACAUUCCCCCUGCGAAGAUGCAGAUAGCCGCGCUAGCUGCCUCACGCGUCACACAGGCGGAGUGA
This is a messenger RNA of Necator americanus (New World hookworm), 204 nucleotides long. RefSeq lists its product as uncharacterized. The record is from RefSeq and is a predicted model, not a curated record. The transcript has a single exon. NCBI's taxonomy places the organism in Eukaryota, Metazoa, Nematoda, Chromadorea, Rhabditida, Ancylostomatidae. The coding region runs from base 1 to 204 and encodes 67 amino acids.